UAUGUUGGUGUCUCUGAUGGCAGAAUACUCAAAUGGCAAGGACCCAAUCUUGGUUGGAAGGAGUUUGCCAUACCUUCUUCAGACAGGGAUAGGAAGGUGUGCGAUGGGUCAACAAAUCCAGACCUUGAACCAACAUGUGGAAGGCCACUGGGUCUGAAAUUCAACAGUGCAACAUGCGAUCUCUACAUUGCAGAUUCUUACUUUGGUCUCCUAUUGGUCGGACCCAAUGGUGGGGUGGCUCAACAACUUGCUACUUCAGCUGAAGGAGUACCUUUCAAAUUUACAAAUGCUUUAGACAUUAACACCAACACUGGAGUAGUUUAUUUUACAGAUAGUAGCAUUAUCUUCCAAAGAAGGCGUUAUUUUUUAUCACCAAUGAUGUUUGAUAGAAGCGGAAGAUUACUUAAAUAUGAUUCUCAAACCAAGGAAGUAACGGUGUUAUACAAGGGUUUAGCGUUUCCAAAUGGGGUGGCUUUAAGCAAGGACAAUUUUCUUUUAGUUGCUGAAACAAGUAAAAUGAGAAUUUUGAAGUUCAACCUGGAUAGUACGACAGACAGUUACAUUCCAGAACAGUUUGCGCAGUUGCCAAAAAUGCCAGAUAACAUCAAGAGAAAUGAGAAAGGAGAGUUUUGGGUAGCACUAAACAGUGGAAGAGGAAGGAUCCAAAAUGGCGGCGAGACCAAAUUGUCUGGUGAAACAACUAUCCCUUGGUUUCCCCUAGAUCCUGUCGGGGUCAAAUAUGACCCAGAGGGAAAGAUUAUGAAGCAGUUGGAUGGAAAUGGUGGAAUCAGAUUUGAUUCGGUCAGUGAAGUUGAAGAAUUAAAUGGAAAAUUGUUCAUAGGUUCAGUAGUCAAACCUUACGUUGGCGUCCUAGACACCUAAAUUUUCAACUUUUGUAUGCCACUCCAUAGAGUUUUAAGUUGAGAGAAGAUAUUUCUAUUGCAUAUUAGUUAUAAUUACAGAGUGUGGUCGGCAUCUGCCUCUUGAUUUCUGAAUUUUAUGCACUUACAGCAUAUCUACCAUAUUGUCAUCAAGUGAACCCAUAUGUUCAGUUCCCCACUUUCCCCACCUUUCAAUUUUAGGAGUCGUUUAUACAGUUCUACACCCACUUGUAAUAUAUAAAGAAGUAUGUAUGAUCCAGGUCCUUUCCUUCAGGUGUCAUGUAUUAUCAACAUUAUAUUCAAAUGCAAGAACCUAACUUCAGUGGUAGAGUUGGGAUUUCACAUUUAA
Theobroma umbraticum is the source of this 1230-nucleotide messenger RNA. NCBI's taxonomy places the organism in Eukaryota, Viridiplantae, Streptophyta, Magnoliopsida, Malvales, Malvaceae. The record is from RefSeq and is a predicted model, not a curated record.